AAAAAGCUAAAGGAGGGAUUACCAUAAAGGUCAAGUUGGGAAUCAAGCAAUGAAAAGAGUUUAUUCUCUUGAAUAUGUUUUCCUGUGGAGCAAACUAUCCAAUUCCAUCAACCAGUGAGCUAAUAUAAAUAGACCAGCUUCUGAUCACCUCAACAACACAAACCAAACUCAAAGUGAAGCCUAAACCUACCCAUCUAUUAUCUCUACCAUAAUCAAUCAGCAAUGGAAAUGGUGACGAGGUUGAUUGCAGACAAGCCAGUGGUGAUUUUCAGUAAAAGCAGUUGCUGCAUGAGCCAUACAGUGAAGGCUUUGAUAUGUAGCUUCGGGGCAAACCCUACUGUGAUAGAGGUUGACAAGUUGUCUAAUGGGCAACACAUAGAGAGAGCUCUCAUGCAGUUAGGUUGCAGACCAAGUGUUCCUGCUGUGUUCAUAGGUCAGCAAUUCAUAGGAGGUGCUAAUGAAGUAAUCAGCCUCAAUGUUCAGAACAAGCUUGGCCAGUUGCUUCUAGGUGCUAAAGCUAUCUUCAUCUGGGCUCGCUAGCUAUCUCUUCAGAUUUCAAAUAACCACUUUCUAAUCUCCUUACUACGUAGCUUUUCAUAUUUUCGUGUUUUGCUCCUUGUUAUUGUAUAGAGCUCCUUGGUGCUCUACUUUUUCUUCUGAGGCAGCAUUGUACCAUGUUGCUUGAGAAACUUGUCAAAUGAUGACUCAGUUUAGUGCGAAUUUUAUGUAUUGAGGUGGGUUGUUUCAGUCAUGCAUGAUGAUUCCCAGAUUAUCAUAUUGAUGCAGUGUAUAAAUUAAAAUAAUACUUCAAGAAAUCCGGUAUA
This is a messenger RNA of Prosopis cineraria, 824 nucleotides long. Its product is annotated as monothiol glutaredoxin-S6-like. The transcript has a single exon. The coding region runs from base 223 to 540 and encodes 105 amino acids. The record is from RefSeq and is a predicted model, not a curated record. NCBI's taxonomy places the organism in Eukaryota, Viridiplantae, Streptophyta, Magnoliopsida, Fabales, Fabaceae.